Molecule: messenger RNA, 492 nt
Organism: Penicillium atrosanguineum
Lineage: Eukaryota; Fungi; Ascomycota; Eurotiomycetes; Eurotiales; Aspergillaceae
Exons: 2
Source: RefSeq, a predicted model, not a curated record
UCUCGUCGACCCGGUCGUUGCAAUGGCGAUGGCAUUAUUCAGGACCCCACUAGGGACCGUGAAGGCUUCGAAUUUGAGAAUCCCUCCGCCCACUGCCAGUUUGUGUCGCAGCUGCACAUAUGGGAUUCUUUCAAGGAUUUGGAAAAGGACAUGAGCAAAUUGUUUACUCUCAUCCAAAACGUCACCUUCACCGUAGUCGGGCACCACCCGAUCGCCGGUCGCUACAAUGACCUGCUGCAUUUCUACGUCAACGCCCUGCGGCGCGUUAGUGUGCUGUUUCUCGAUCACGCCGACACAUUCGAGAUCCACCCGCGGGCCAUCCACGGUGGGUGUAAUAGUGCAUGGUCGGUGCAGGAGAUCAAUUUCAAAGGGGUCAUGAACUCGGGCGAUGAUUUCGACAUCGUCAACGUCUGGGUGACUCGCUGGCACCGCAACCAAAUGGUCGAGAUUCGCACGUACAUCGAUGCACCGCAGAUCAUGGAGACGUUGUAG